AAUAGGGCUGUACACGUUUGCCAAUCUAGUGACAGCAAGCUCCGGCGUGAAGAAAACAAACACAGCCAUGGGAGGAAUCAUUAGCUAUUUUUCUGGAUGGUUUGGAGCACGUGAAAGAAGAAUAUUGAUCCUUGGAUUAGAUGGAGCAGGAAAAACUACAAUUUUAUAUAAACUACAAGUAGGAGAAGUAGUGACGACUAUUCCCACAAUUGGAUUCAAUGUGGAAACGGUGAAUUACAAGAACCUGAAGUUUCAAGUGUGGGAUUUAGGAGGUCAAACAAGUAUAAGGCCAUAUUGGCGAUGUUACUACUCCAAUACGGACGCCAUUAUCUAUGUGGUGGACAGUGUGGACAGAGACAGAAUAGGGAUCUCCAAACAGGAACUAGCCUCUAUGCUCGCGGAGGAGGAAUUAAAAAAUGUGGUCAUUGUGGUAUUUGCCAACAAGCAGGACAUAGAGGGUGCCAUGACCCUAAAAGAAGUCUCUGUUGCCCUCGGACUACCUUCUCUCAAGCAUAAUCAUUAUAUAUUCCAAACAUCUGCAAUAAAGGGAACAGGUUUAAAUGAAGCUAUGGAAUGGCUAUCACAAAACCUGCCACAACAGAAAUGAAGUAAAACUAAAGAUUUAACCAGAAUUCCAGGCAAAAGCCAGUCCAAAGCGCAGCAGCAACUUGCCAAGGACAAUUGACUAGAACAAAAAACACGCUGACUAAAUACAGUUGUGAUGAUAUGUAAUAUAAAUGAGGUAAAUUGGGCUACGUCAUGUCAAAUGGCUCAAACUAUCUUUUGAGAUCAUUAAGUAAGAUUUCCUACAAGUUUCUACAGAAGUUAAUUAAAAUUGUAUCAGAAAUAUUCUAUCUAUGUGUCUAAUUAAAUGAUGUGGUCACACUUCAUUGAAUGGACACAUUUAUCAGUUAAACAUUUUCCCCUUCAGUGAUUUCAGUGUAACUGUGUUGACAGUUGAUAUAAAUAUAUUAUCAGUUCUGAAAAAAAAAUAACACUACAACAAUAUGACCAUAUAUUGAGAUAAAGAAAUUCUUACUUAAUAAGAUGGGGAUGUCUAUAUUGAGGAUCGAUGUGAAAGAGUGGGUAUAUAGGGAUGAGUUAAUGUGUAGUGUUGUGAGGGUCUGACAAGUAGACUUAGAUGUGUGAAUGUCAUCAUUGUGUGUAAGGAACUUUGAUACAAGUUACAAAUUUUGUAUUGAGUCUGAUCAUUAGUGCUGUAAAGUAGGUAAUAUCUGGGGGAUUUCAUGUUUUAAUUGUUGUCAUCAUCGAACAUGACUUGUCUUUGAAUUUUAAUACUCAGCAAAUGUUGAUACAGAGAAUUAAAAUCUGGAUAUAUACACUAAUCAUAGAUAUGUGUACAAAUGUUUAGCCAUUUACUGCUGAAUAAUGAUAACAACAACAACUCUGUCUGAGGGUUUUAAAUUAACUUGAGAAGAUACAGUGAGGACGGGAGUUUAGUAGUCACACCUGAGGACAGGAGGUUGGUAGUCACACCUGAGGACAGGAGUUUAGUAGUCACACCUGAGGACGGGAGUUUAGUAGUCACACCCGAUUGAUCAAUUUCAUGCUCUAGCCAUGUCAGUACCAAUUUGAUUUCCAACUCUAUACAUAGUCAAAUUAAGAUAAGGUACAUACUUUUAUCAAAGAUCACUAGGCCAUGUCAGUACCAAUUUGAUUUCAAACUCUAUACAUAGUCAAAUUAAGAUAAGGUACAUACUUUUAUCAAAGAUCACCAGGCCUUAUCAGUACCAAUUUGAUUUCAAACUCUAUACAUAGUCAAAUUAGGAAAAGGUACAUGCUUGUAAGUUGUAAGAACUUUUCUAUUGUUCAUUUGUCAUUUGGGAUGAUAUAAUAUGUUAAGAUUAUUUAAACUCGUGGUAAACUGUGCAUUUCUGUUAUAAGGAUUGGUUCGUGCUACUAGUUGUAAAUUUAGCCUGGCUAUGCUAUGAAAAAUAUAGAAUCUCUGCAAACCAGUUUUGAUUUGAACAACUGCAAAAUAUCACCCCUUGAAAUUACAGAACUCUACAGUAACAUUGAAUUUUAUGUGUGCUUCAGGUUUUAUUUGUUUUUCAUGUGCAAUUGUUUGUUGUGUGUUUGGUGAAAAUAUUCUGAUAUCUGAACUUUUUAAAAGUCAUUUAUUGAAACGGCUGACUUAAGAUAGACUGAUUAUCAAGUAACAAGAGUUCCCAGACUGAGUACCUAGUAACAACAGUUCCUAGACUGAGUAUCUAGUAACAACAAUUCCUAGACUGAGUACCUAGUAACAACAGUUCCCAGACUGAGUACCUAGUAACAACAGUUCCCAGACUGAGUACCUAGUAACAACAGUUCCUAGACUGAGUACCUAGUAACAACAAUUCCUAGACUGAGUACCUAGUAACAACAGUUCCCAGACUGAGUACCUAGUAACAAGAGUUCCCAGACUGAGUACCUAGUAACAAGAGUUCCUAGACUGAGUACCUAGUAACAACAGUUCCUAGACUGAGUACCUAGUAACAACAGUUCCCAGACUGAGUACCUAGUAACGAGAGUUCCCAGACUGAGUACCUAGUAACAACAGUUCCCAGACUGAGUACCUAGUAACAACAGUUCCCAGACUGAGUACCUAGUAACAACAGUUCCUAGACUGAGUACCUAGUAACAACAGUUCCCAGACUGAGUACCUAGUAACGAGAGUUCCCAGACUGAGUAUCUAGUAACAACAGUUCCCAGACUGAGUAUCUAGUAACAAGAGUUCCCAGACUGAGUACCUAGUAACAAGAGUUCCCAGACUGAGUACCUAGUAACAACAGUUCCCAGACUGAGUACCUAGUAACAAGAGUUACCAGACUGAGUACCUAGUAACAAGAGUUCCCAGACUGAGUACCUAGUAACAACAGUUCCCAGACUGAGUACCUAGUAACAACAGUUCCCAGACUGAGUACCUAGUAACAACAGUUCCCAGACUGAGUACCUAGUAACAAGAGUUCCCAGACUGAGUACCUAGUAACAAGAGUUCCCAGACUGAGUACCUAGUAACAAGAGUUCCCAGACUGAGUACCUAGUAACAAGAGUUCCCAGACUGAGUACCUAGUAACAAGAGUUCCCAGACUGAGUACCUAGUAACAAGAGUUCCCAGACUGAGUACCUAGUAACAAGAGUUCCCAGACUGAGUAUCUAGUAACAACAGUUCCCAGACUGAGUACCUAGUAACAAGAGUUCCCAGACUGAGUACCUAGUAACAACAGUUCCCAGACUGAGUACCUAGUAACAACAGUUCCCAGACUGAGUACCUAGCAACAACAGUUCCCAGACUGAGUACCUAGUAACAACAGUACCUAGUAACAGCAGUUCCCAGACUGAGUACCUAGCAACAACAGUUCCCAGACUGAGUAUCUAGUAACAAGAGUAACAAGACUGAGCCAUUUCUUCCUUUAAUCAGUUUAAUCUACACAAAGUGGGAACAGGUAAAUCAUGAUACCCAUUCAUUUGAAUGUGAAUGUUAAAUAUCCAACACAAGUACUACUGGUGAUUAGCAGCAAAUCAUAAUUAUAAAGAAUUCCUAACUGUAGGCAUUGACUAAUCAGCAGGGAUCUAUCUUAACUUGGUUUUCACUCGCUCUUCCUUUGUGUAUGUUUAACUGAAUGUGAGAGAUUUGUAGGUGUGGUUUACUGAUAAUGUACUGUAUGUGUGUUGGUAUGUGGUAAUAUAUAGUUAACAUGUGUUGUCUAUGAUUAUAAGUGUACAUGUGUUGGAACAUGAUACAAAAGUGUACAUGUGUUGGCACAUGAUACAAAAGUGUACAUGUGUUGGAACAUGAUACAAAAGUGUACAUGUGUUGGAACAUAUAUUUGUUGAGGUGUUAAGAGCUGAAGAACUGUCAAAGUUUCAAUGUGAACUUGGUAACAAUUUCAUAAAAUUCUGUAGUAAUUAUUUAUUUUUCACAGCACUUAUUUAUCUUUUUAUAUUACUAAUAGCUUUAUUUAAUAUGAUAUUCAUCUCUUUUGAUUGAAAAUUAAUUAAUCAGGAGCUAUUUUGUAGUUGUGGAGAAAAAAAUAAAUUGUUAUCUUUACAUUCAAACCUAGAAAAUGUUUCUGCUUUUUAUGAAAAAGCAUUGUCCAUGUAGGAAGUGGUUUUCAACUUAAUUGAAAUAUAAACAGAAGAUUUGAACAUGGAUAUUUCUUGCUGUGUUACUAGUGUAGCGUAAGUAUUGUAAAAUGACGUAUACUGUUUUUGUACAAAGUGGAUGUCUCUGGUGUUAACAAGUGGGGUAGUACAUUUUUAAUUGAUUAUGAAAGGGUGGAUAGGUCUUAAACUAUGAUAGUUAUAAAGUGGAGCCCACAAAGAUAAGUUUGGGAUGACAGUUAUAUUGUUCACCCUCCACCUGUCAUGAUUUUUAUUUCUUAAAUGAAAAACCCAGAUAAAGGUAUAUUUACAAUGCUAAGCUGACAUGAAUACAUAACCUCAGUGUUGUUCUUAUUUACAGAUAUUUGUUUAAUAUUUCAUGAGAAGGAAGUAAAAUGUGUUUAACUUUAUAGCGUGUUCGCGUGAACUGCUGCACACAUAUUUGUUCUGUGAAUUUUACCAACUUAUUCUGUUGUCCUACUUGUUUCUUCAGAUUUUUGUCUUGUAAUAAUGCAGUCUUAAGUGUAUGCUACAGUACACAGAGUUAAACAUUCAGAUAAAAACAUCAUAUUUCCUCUAUGAACAAAUACACUAGUUUUAUGAGAUAACAAAUACCUGGGAUAUCUGUUUUAUAAUAAGGAGGUAACGGAUUGUUUUAAGAUACAAUGUAUAUGUUGAUUAUGAUUUAUCAUUUGAUACAAUCAUUGAAAGAUGAUUAAUAUUACUGUUUAAUUGGUCCAAGCUUCCUCUGGCCCAAACACCAGAUGUUAGACAUUUUGAUGGACAUAUGCUUGAUGUAGAAGUACAUUUGGUGUUUGGGCCUGGGGAAGCUCGAGCUCUACCUGUACUGUGAAUGAAUUUUUCAUUUUAAUAUUAUUGUCUAGUGGAUUAAAUGUAAAAAAUAUGGUUUACAAUGUGCUGUAGGUUAUAUUGAGAGGUUAAUUUAUUGAUAAGGUGAUGUAUAUAAAAUGUAGAUUGUCAAUAUUGUCCAAGUAUGGUUAUUCAGUAGAUAUAUUUUAAAGCUUAUUUUCUUACUACAAAACGUAUAUCAUUCAGUCCUGUUGUCUAGACAUUUCUUGUGUAAAUUUGCUUCAAACUUACACUGAUUUUUAAUUGGAUUAAAUGGGCUGUAGAAUCUUACUCAUCAGAUUUCUGAAGUCUAUUCAUUCAACCAGAUAAAAGUGUCUAUAUAUGUCAUCCUUUCACCAUACCUACAUUGUAUCAGAAGUGCUUGUAAAUUGAUGGUAGAGUUUUAAAAUUUCCGUGGGUCCAGUGAAUUAUUUUACAACACCUGUAUGGAGGUAAUAUUUGCAAUACGGUGAAAUAGUCACACCAAGAACUUACCUUAUAUCAGUUGAUCUGGAAAUCAUUACAUGUGGGGAUCAUCACAUCUGAUGUCAUACGACUAUCAGUGUAAAAGUGUCUACACAACACUUGUCAUGUUAGAGUUGUUACAUUGUAAUAUCACCAUAUUACUCAUCUUCUGUUUUUCUCUUCAACUAUGUUGAAAUCUGAUGCACAAUUACAAAAUAUACAUGUAUUAAAACAAAUUGUUGAAACAA
This is a messenger RNA of Pecten maximus, 5669 nucleotides long. RefSeq names its product ADP-ribosylation factor-like protein 1. The record is from RefSeq and is a predicted model, not a curated record. Bases 68 to 607 code for a protein of 179 amino acids. Gene Ontology annotation, cellular component: Golgi apparatus; cytoplasm. The transcript has 6 exons. Gene Ontology annotation, biological process: intracellular protein transport; vesicle-mediated transport. Lineage: Eukaryota; Metazoa; Mollusca; Bivalvia; Pectinida; Pectinidae. Gene Ontology annotation, molecular function: GTP binding; GTPase activity.